AUGGUUGUUCUUAUCACAGGAAGCACCGGCUACCUCGGCGGCCAGUUGGUCAAGGAAGCAAUUACACGUGGUCACAGCGUCCGCGCCGUCGUGAGAACAGAAACCUCCUUCAGGAGACUCGUUGACCAGUUCCCUCUUUACGCAUUCAAGCUCUCGCAUGUUGUUGUAACAGACCUCACCAAGCCGGAGUCAUUUCAAAGGGCGUUCGAAAACGUUACCGGCGUCGUCCAUGCCGCUUCUCCCUUUAAUCUUGAGCCAAAGAACAAUGAGGAAGAUCUGCUCAAACCUGCUAUUAAAGGAUCGGUAGCCAUACUUGAUGCCGCCUUGCGUUAUGGAAAGGACGUCAAGCGCAUUGUUGUCACGUCGUCUCACGCCUCUGUCGCGGAUGUUACCAAAGGGAAACGAGUCGGCUACGUGUACAACGAAAAGGACUGGAAUCCAAUCUCUUACCAACAGGCCGCUGACCCAUCCACCGACGGCGUCACUGCAUAUUGUGCUUCAAAGGCCUUGGCCGAGCGCGCCGUUUGGAAAUGGGUGGAGGAUCACCCCGACGCACCAUUCGACGUUGUCACGAUAACUCCGCCGUGGAUCUUUGGCCCCUAUGCCACGAAACUGACCUCCACGAAGCACCUUAGCGAAAGCAUCCGCCUUAUUUACAAUCUUUUAGGUGCCACGGAAAUUCCAGAGUUUGACUUUGGCGGAUAUGCGGAUGUUCGCGAGGUCAGUGCGGCCCAUUUACUUGCCCUCGAAGUGCCGGCUGCAGGUGGAGAGCGCUUCUGGGUUGGACAGCCUCUCCGCUGGCAGGCUGUGGUGGACAUCGGGAGGGAAGAAUUUCCGGAGUUAAGAUCUCGACUCCCAGUCGGGAGGCCAGGGUGGACGGAAGAAGCCUACGGCGUGGAUGGUAGCAAAGCAGAACAGGUCUUGGGUCUAAGAUAUUUGACAAUGAGGGACACUAUCAAGGACACCUUUGCCCAGCUGCUUUCGGCUGAACGAGCUGAGGCCGCGGCUGCAUAA
Molecule: messenger RNA, 1014 nt
Organism: Trichoderma reesei QM6a
Lineage: Eukaryota; Fungi; Ascomycota; Sordariomycetes; Hypocreales; Hypocreaceae
Exons: 1
Coding region: 1-1014 (337 amino acids)
Molecular function (GO): oxidoreductase activity, acting on the CH-OH group of donors, NAD or NADP as acceptor
Source: RefSeq, a predicted model, not a curated record